UUCAAAUCUUAGCUUGCUUUUUCUUAAGAUUUUUUUUUCUUACUGCAGCCUCGUCGAUAAUUGAUCGUAUCAAUAUCGCGACAUUCGCAACGUAAAAUACUAAAUUAGCUUAGGCUAUCAGUAUGCCGGAAUACCGCAUAAUAGAAUCUUCGACUACUUGCAUACGGCAUACCUCCUAAUGAGAUCGCAGACCUAAAGAGACCUAUGUUUUCACUAUCUAGAUUCUCAUGCUUCAACCCGCUAUGACGAGCGCCACCCCGCAACUUGCUCGGGCUGCCGUGAAGGCUGCCAUACCGCUCAAACCCAUUCUCAAAUCAUCGUCAACCUUACUCGGCACUAGAAGGACAAGCGAUGAUGCGGGGCUUGACGACGAUACUAUGGACUCCCCGCAAAGUCCCCGCAAGCGCCAGAGAGUCGAGUUCGACCUUAAUAAUAUCGAGAUUCACGAGAUUGGAGCACGGUCAGUGGAGGAGAUAAAACAAGAGAUUAAGAAAGCUCUGGAGCGCCAUGACCAAGGAGACGAUGAAGACUACGAUUUAUUGAAAGAUACCCUAUCUGGAAAACAAACAUCGUCGUAUGAUGAUGACGAAGACGAUGAUGUUGACCCUACUCUCCCAGCUAAGCGACGCCAGGAACUUAAGGUCUACCUUGUCUCGCUCGCAAGUUUCUCUCCUCGCCUGGGAAGAUCAUGCGACGGUAUUGUCAAGAGCGUUCUACAAUGCCAAUGGCUUGGACAAGAUGAACAAUUUGCCAAGAUUUAUGUCCAGUUCCUCGCCGCUCUGGUCAGCGCACAAGGUGCCCGUCUAACACAGGUGUUAUCGUCCAUCAUUGAAAGAUUUACCGACUCGCGACCCUCUGACUGGGCCAUACCGAAUUACCCAACCGUUAGUAGAGAUGUCGCCAUGGAGAGACUGCAUGUCGCCAUACGAUAUCUGCUUCAACUAUUUCCUUCUACCAAACCUGUUCUAGAGCAUCUUAUAAGUUCCAAAUAUCCCUUCCACGACGAAUCCAAGCGAAUGCAUAUAGCAUACGUCGAUAAUCUUCUGAAAUUACGAUCGUACUGCCCUGAUCUUAGGGCGGAGAUAAUGGAUUUGGUUGUCAGUCGGCUAGUCCAGAUCGAUGUAGAAAUGCAGAUGAAUCUGGACGACAUGGACGACAGACUCGCCGCAAUGGUAGCCAUGGCCCUCAAAUCUUCUCGCGAGAAUGGCAAUCAGGACGAAGAAGACUCGGACGAGAGCGAUGCCGAAUCUGUAGAUAGCGACGAAUCUGAAGAGAACGAGUACACGCGCGUUAAGACAGCAAAAGAGAAUAUUGAGAAGAUGGAUUCUAUACUUGACACCCUCUUCGAGCUUUAUACGCCAAACUUCGCCGAUCCCGAUUCGGAUGAGGCUUCGGAGGUAUUCGAAGAUCUUCUAUCUGAAUUCUCUAACAUCAUUCUACCUACUAUUAAGUCUAGACAUACUCAAUUCUUGAUCUUCCAUUUCGGCCAAAAAUCAGAGAGGCUCAUAGACGCAUUCUGCGGCACUUGCAUCAAUAUCGCAUUCGAGUCACAACGGCCACUCAUCUUACAGCAAGCGGCAUCUGCUUAUUUGGCGAGCUUCGUCGCCCGUGGAGUUCAUGUACCAGGUCAUAUCGUGGUCAAGAUUUUUGAAGUUCUCGGUUACCAUCUGGAUCAGAUGCGCGCGGUAUACGAAACCUCGUGUCGCGGACCCGAUGUCCGUCGAUAUGCACCCUUUUACGCAUUAAUGCAAGCUUUAAUAUAUAUCUACUGUUUCAGAUGGCAAGACCUUAUCAAGUCUGUACCUGACGAAGUCGAUAAAGAUGACCCUUCGACGUAUUUGGACCAGGAGAUUGAAUGGGAGCCCGAGAUUAAGGAUAUCAUGAGGCGCAAUAUUUAUUCAAAACUCAACCCUCUUAAGGUCUGCUCUCCAGUUAUUGUCGAACAAUUCGCGAAGCUAGCCCACCGAUUCCGUUUCAUGUACGUGUAUCCACUUAUCGAGUCGAACAAGCGCGUCCGUCUGUCACAAUUCGCAUCUGGAGCAUACUCUAGCGGAGGCGCCCUACGAGAUAUGUCAUUCGACAUGAACGAUGAGAGCUGGCAACAGCUAGGUUCUUUUUUCCCAUUUGAUCCGUACCAACUACCAGUGAGCAAGCGAUGGGUCGAGCAGGACUAUAUACCGUGGCGAACUAUCCCUGGCCUCAACCAAGACGAACGAGACGAGGAUAGCGAUGAUGAGCAAGAGGAGGGGGACGAUGAUGUCGAGGAGGAUACCGCGACGGAUGAUGAGAUCGGCGAGGAUGAGUAAAUAAUGGUUUCUGUAUAUUGUGACUGCAUUUUAAUCGGCGUCGGCAUGGGGUAAGGCGGUCAAAAAGGAAGAUACCUGUAUUUACGGACGGCGUACUAGGAGGCCAGUGGAAUUGACUGAAUGAUGUUUCCUAAGCACCCGUGCCAACCCCCUUAUUACCCUUGAGGUUACCAUGCUUUCUCGGCUACAACCUGCAUACCAUAUGCGCCUAAUUGAGCGGAUUCUCUACGUAGAUGAGAAAGACAAAUGGGUUCAUUUUACCUCUUUUUUCUUCCCAUGAGACUUCGGGUUUGGUUUGAAAUAACGUGGUUUGAAAAAAAGUCGUUCGAGUUGAUGAAGUUUAUUAAACAAAAGCUGACUU
This is a messenger RNA of Annulohypoxylon maeteangense, 2667 nucleotides long. Its product is annotated as RNA polymerase I-specific transcription initiation factor RRN3. NCBI's taxonomy places the organism in Eukaryota, Fungi, Ascomycota, Sordariomycetes, Xylariales, Hypoxylaceae. Gene Ontology annotation, molecular function: RNA polymerase I core binding; RNA polymerase I general transcription initiation factor activity. Gene Ontology annotation, biological process: transcription initiation at RNA polymerase I promoter. The transcript has a single exon. The coding region runs from base 228 to 2306 and encodes 692 amino acids. Gene Ontology annotation, cellular component: nucleus. The record is from RefSeq and is a predicted model, not a curated record.